GGUGGCCCACCUGCUCACAUGGCCAGACUUAUUAUGGAAGCACGGCCACAAGGCGUCCUUCCUGCCUGAGAGUACAGUAUGGUGGUCAGAGUUGUCUCGCGUGCUACCACAGAAAGAGAGAUUGGAGAUGUUCGACUCCCUGGCUGCUCUUGUUGGUACCACAGCACCUCCUUCCCCUGGACCCGUUGCGUCACGGUACGAGGCCUCGUCGUCAGUGACGCUGCAGUCGUCGGAGGCGACGCAGGAGGAGGCGGAGGAGGAGGAGGAUGACGUGUGGCAUGUCGGAGAGAUACCCUGGGGUCCAUUCUCACCCCACUUCCUAAACUACCUCCUGGCUCACCUUGUUUACGCUGCCAGGUACGCUGGAGUCUUCUGGGGUACGAACAAGGGCCUCGGCUUCUGUCUUCUUCGGCCAGCUGCUGCUCAAUGUCGCCCACAACAUCUUCGCUAUGACUGGCUUCCAGGUACUGUACAAGGUACACGUUGUGGGUGCUGAACACGUGUUGCCCGUGUUCGAGGGGUUCCUGCUUCCACUGCCCGUGUGCGUGGCCGUGUUCAGCUUGUCGCAGACUCUGGUCCUCGCCUCUGGUUCCGUCCUCUACUUCUACGGUCUACUGAAGUUCAACGCCUUCCUCAACGCUGAGAAGGAGAAGUACCACAUCCUCAGCAAGCAUGGACACCAGACAGCCUGGAGUUACUGGCCUCAGUGCUGGGGACUGACGUUGCUAGUACUGAUGACAGCCACAGCCUCGCCACUGUUACAUGACUGGACUGUAGUGUACCGCGCCUCACUGGACACAUCCGUCUUCGUGGCCACUAUCGCCACUAUCAUCCAUCUCUUCAUCUGGAUUGUCUUGUGGAUGAUCCUCACCAUCAAGUCUCGGUGGCACUUCAAGCUGAGGGUUCAGAUUUCCAAGACAAUAGUGACCAGCACUCAUUCCAUCAGACUGGUCAACGAGGUGCAACUUUCCAGACAGAUCGAGGACACAGAAGGGCCAGUGAUGGUGAUCGGGGCUGGGAAGACCUACCUUCUGCAGGAGGGUAGUCCUAAGAGGUCACUGAUGAAGCUGGUCAUGCACACCGUCACACAGAAAAAGUUCAUCUGA
This is a messenger RNA of Cherax quadricarinatus, 1106 nucleotides long. NCBI's taxonomy places the organism in Eukaryota, Metazoa, Arthropoda, Malacostraca, Decapoda, Parastacidae. The record is from RefSeq and is a predicted model, not a curated record.